This is a messenger RNA of Paramacrobiotus metropolitanus, 2255 nucleotides long. RefSeq lists its product as uncharacterized. The coding region runs from base 917 to 2083 and encodes 388 amino acids. The transcript has 9 exons. The record is from RefSeq and is a predicted model, not a curated record. NCBI's taxonomy places the organism in Eukaryota, Metazoa, Tardigrada, Eutardigrada, Parachela, Macrobiotidae.
CAUUAUUAGUGAGUGUUAACUAACAUAAUACGCACAAGAAUUAUAAUCGACCGAAAUAAAUCGUAAAUCAGUAAUGCUGCUUACGGCAUCUGUAUAAUUUACCACUGUUCGAAGCGACGGAGAGUGGCAGGGGUGGACUGAAAGUUCUUUCAUUAAUUAGUAAAAAGUUGCCGAAGUUAAGCUUGUUCGGUAAUGAAACACGGAUUUUAUGAUUCCCGUUCGUUAAUAAUGUGAAACUGCGCACCCAGUGAACCCGUCAUCGCGCGAAGUUCGGCUCUUGACAGGAUUAUCAUGCGACGUUGGGGGCCGUGUCACAUGAUCGGUAAUCGCGUUCUCUGGAUCAUAAUACUGCUGCAUGGAAUCCAGGACUCCUAUGCGAAACUAAGUCCAAAUGCCGUGCAAAUCGCCGCCCGAUUACAAAGCGCAUCCCGGAUGGGAACCGAUCGCUCCAAUGCGGACGCAGCCUCCGCCAGCCGUCCAGGUCGAACUCGUAACCGAACAGACAGUAACCGUCCUGCCUUGCCGGAAGUAUCCAUCGACCCUGCUAUUGUGAAUUCCGCCCGCAAUGAACAGGUCAUUAAUCAGCAGCGCUACUCCUUCCAGUCAGCCGUCGCCCGAAUGCUUGGCACAUCUUACGGGGUCGUCGGUUUGGCGGCCGUUGAGAGUACCAUUGACCGUCCGAUUCUGAAUAUUCCUGAUUCAGUGGACCGCAUCGCGGUUCAGCCGAAAUAUCUCCCCGACAAUAUCUCGCCGUUCUUGUCGAAAGGCAACGAGGGUCAUGCGUGGAAGAAGAAUUUUGCCGGUGGCUACUCGUUGUUACAAGGUCCAGUUAGCCCUGUGCGCGGCUACAUGUUGGGACGAAUUCUAUUGCAACGGUUGGGAAAAGACACUGUAAAUCAGUUAGCGCCUAGCUAUAAUGUUUCCAUGGCGGACUACUUUAAUACGUACAUUCCAUAUCGUUAUCGGUUUUCUUUCGAUGGCGGUGAUACGACGACCACGGCCAGACCGGAUGCGACUGCUGCCGAAAUCCGUUUUAAUCAAGCUUCCGACUUUAGUGAGGGUCGCACUGCGAACUCAGGAUUUGAACUUGACAAAUCUAAAUGACGGAGCGGUAGCAACGGAUGCCUGUUAUCUGGAGCGAUGGAACAAAGAACUACCGUUCAGCGAACUGCCGCAUAUGCUCUUGACCUUUUUAUCCAGCGAUGAUAUAAGUGGUUCAUCCGAGCAAGAUAAACUUAGUUUUUUUACGGGUUUCUUGAACAAGAGCCAGGCUGCGUAUAUCAUCAAAGACAGCAAGUCGAAGGUGUUUGACAUUCCCACAAAGUAUAGCAAGUAUAUUGCCAAGUGUCCAACUGCACUGGACACUUCGCAGGCAGCUCUGGACAGCGAAAUCUCUCUUAAUGCCACCAACGUCACCACGUGGAAUGCGGGUGCACUGGUCCAGUGGAACACAAUGGUCAAACGAGGGGAUCGGGCGAUCUGUGGCGUUACGGGAAUUCAAAAGCCACAGGGUUGCAAAAAAAGCCAAGAAUUAAGCAGCCUGGACCCCUUUUAUGUCGGAGUUGACCAGUUAAUAAGAAUGUACGGGGACACGCGCACUUAUUCGAAAAGCAAAAUGCUAAAAGAUGUAAUUCAAGCCGCAAAGCAUUGUUACAACGAAAAUUCGUUUCCGGACAGCGCCAGGAUGAUCCCAUGUCUAGAUUUUGCAAUAGGAAGUGGCCAAAUGAGAAAUCUCUCUUCUGCUAGAUCUAUUUUUGGAAACGAAGAAAUAUGCCAAAAAUUUUUGGCCUCCAAUCUGGAUAAAUGCCCAUCAGCUGGAGAAUGUACGCAAACGGAUAUAAUCAACAUUAACGUUUUUGUUCGGAAUUACUUUUUAUGUGCCGAGCCGGUUGACCAAACGCUUCUUAUACGCUUCAACCGAGGGUAUGUUCCCCGCGUAACUGAUCUCACUACAGUCAGCAGUACUGCAGUUUCUUUGCACUUUCUCCCGAGACUCCACGAUCUUUCGAUGUUCCACACUCCUUACACCUCAAUUUGCCUAAUAUGGCUAAUAUGUUUUCAUAUGACCUUCCACUUAUUUUAGUAGCUUUGUGUUAGUUAAACUACAAAGGCCGGAGUUUAUCGUGUUUGCUAUAUGAUUAAGCAGUAUUAUAAGUACAUGAAACCGAUAUAAUAUGGAUGAUAUUUGGUGUGAUUUAAUUGUUAACUUCGAUGUGCUUUCAGACAGCUGUCCAAAAGAACUGCGCAGCUCUCGA